AUGUGGAAGAAAGCACAGUGCUCAAAGACAGGACCAGAGGACUCGUGGGCGAUGCUGAUAUCAAUACCCAAACUCCCAGAAUCAUUAUGUUUCUUUCAUUUUGUUGGCAGCGUUUCAAUAUCCAAACAACUAGCUUCAAUAAAAGCUCUGAGGAAGGGCUCAGAUCUGGAAAAAGCCAUUGCCACCGCAGCUCUGAUUUUUAGAAACUCUUCUGACCCUGAUGGUAAACUUGGAAAACCUACUGCCAAAACUCUGCUGCAGACUCAAUUUAGGAAUUUCACAGAGGGACAGGAAACCAAGCCACAAUACAGAGAGCUCCUUUCUGAACUUGAUGAGCACAUCGAAAAUAAGCUUGAUUUUGAGGACUUUAUGAUCCUGCUCUUAAGCAUCACUGUCAUGUCAGAUCUGCUGCAAAAUAUAUGGAGUGUACAAAUUGUGAAAUAAACAGUUUUAAAUAUAUGGUUGGAUAAAACAAUGACAAAGAUGGUGUUAAAUGAUUAAUUUUUUUCCAUCUUAUUUUUAAUUAAUUUAAUAUACUGAUCAUGCAUCUGGAAUUGCCUAGCAGGGUUCUGAUUGCUAAUAUUCAGACCAAAUAUAACUUAAAAACUUUACACAUAC
Messenger RNA from Propithecus coquereli (Coquerel's sifaka), 618 nucleotides. It is a transcript of the gene SNTN, whose product is annotated as sentan, cilia apical structure protein. The record is from RefSeq and is a predicted model, not a curated record. NCBI's taxonomy places the organism in Eukaryota, Metazoa, Chordata, Mammalia, Primates, Indriidae. The transcript has 4 exons. Gene Ontology annotation, molecular function: transition metal ion binding. The coding region runs from base 1 to 444 and encodes 147 amino acids.